GCCUUCCUCCUUUUGGUAUAUAUCGCAAGAGGCUUCCUGCUGGACGCAGCGUCCAAGAGGUUGGCAGAGGGGAGGUUUGGAGAGAGUUCCAGGAUGAAGUCUUCGGUUCCAGCUCUUCUGAUCGUCUGCCUGGUGAUGUCCUUCAACAGCUUCACCCAACAGGUUCUUUACUGCCCACCUGACCCUGCUCCAGAAAAUAUCACGGAGUUUGUCUGCAACUCCCCAUCUCUCCAUGAAUUUCCCACCGGCUUCCCCGUACGAACCAAAAUGAUCUCCGUUGAGUUCACCCAGGUCUCCAGCCUUAGCGUGGAAGCCCUCCAAGGUCUUCCAAGCCUCCAGGAACUUCACCUCUCCAACAACAGGCUGAAGACCCUUCCGAGCGGCCUCUUCCGAAACCUCCCGGAAUUGCACACCCUGGAUCUGUCCACCAAUCUCCUGGAAGAUCUACCUCCGGAGAUCUUCACCAAUGCCAGCAGCCUGACGCAUUUAUCCAUCAGUGAAAACUGGCUGGCUGAACUGCGCCCAUCCUGGUUCGAAACCCUGAAGGAGCUAAGGAUCCUGAGCCUUGAUCACAAUCAACUGAAGGAGGUCCCAAUCUCUUGUUUCGAUAAGCUGGAGAAGUUGACUUUUCUAGAUCUCUCCUCCAACCGCCUCCAUCGCCUCUCUCCAGACAUGUUCAGCGGCCUAGAAAAUUUGGAGAGGUUGAUCCUGGAAAGCAACCCAAUCCGGUGUAUUGCCCCGAGAUCCUUCCAUUGGAGACCCAAGCUGAGCGUCAUCUCCCUGAAGAACUGCAGCCUGACUGACAUCAUAAUUGGGGUCUUUCAGCCAUUGGAUCAUCUGGUGUCACUCGACCUCUCCGGCAACGAGCUCACCAUGCUGGAUCCUCCGGUCGCCAUCCCGUCUGCCAAUCUCAGCCUGGAUCUUACGGGAAACCCUUGGGCGUGUGAUUGCCGCAUGGACAAUCUUCUAACCUGGGUUAAGGAGAACAAGAUCCACUUAUAUUCCAAGCGGGAAAUUGUCUGCGCUUUCCCCAAGAGUUUCAAGGGUAAAGAGGCAACCUCGCUUCAUAGAUCCCAGAUCUGUCCCUGCUAAACUUUCAAACUGGAUCCUUUCCCCCCCACCCGAUUCCUAAGCAGCAGGAUUUUCCAGUUGGAAGGCCAUUUCCAGUUGAAUGGACUUCAACUCCCAGAAUUCUCAGCCAUGGCCAUGCUGCCUGGGGAAUUCUGGGAGUUGAAGUCCACAUAGGGAUUUAAAGGAGAGGAGCCAGAACAUGAUUGCGGGGGGAAAUUAGGGAAAUACUAAUUUUAGGGAGAAAAAGCUGCUCAGGAAGAGAUGCGCAAAAAACCCGACAAUAUAGGUAGUCCUUGACUUACAACCGUUCAGUUAGUAGCUUUUGGAAGUGUCAACAGCCCUGAAGAAAGUGAACUGUGAGUGGAUCAGAAUCAUAAUAGAGCUGGAAUGGACCAUGGAGGUCUUCUAGUCCAACCCCCAGCUCAAGCAGGAAACCCUAUACCAUUCCAGAACAAAUGGCUGCCCAGUCUCUUCUUAAAAACCUCCACAACCACAACUUCUGGAGGCAAGCCGUUCCGCUGAUUAAUUGUCCUCACUAUUAGGAUGUUUCUCCUUAAUUCCAGGUUGCUUCUCUCCUUGAUGAGUUUCCAUCCCUUGUUUCUUAUCCUGCCUUCAAGUGCUUUGACCCCCCUCCUCUUUGUUGCAGCCUCUCAAAUACUAGAAGAGUGCUAUCAUGCUACCCCUAGUGCUUCUCAGAUCUGUCUUUUUCACUGUUACUAUUAUUACUAGCGUCGGGCGCUAUUACAUUAGCCACGUGACUGCAGUGCUAUUGAAGAAUUGUACUUUGCCUGCAAAUCUGCUAGCUCUGUUAUGGUACAUGCUCACGCACUUCCCAGGGUGCACCACAGGAGGGCGAGCUAGCUUUGCAACAGAAAAAAAAAACCAAGCAGCUCUCUCAAGGCCUCCCCUCCCUCCACUGGAACCACUUCAGAAACAAGCAUGACAACCAGGAAGGUUCAAAGCCAGCAGAAAUCUGACUGCCUGCACAGAGCACCAACUCGUCUCCCCAUCGAAGUGGUACCUAUUUGUCUACUCACACAGAACAUGCUUUUGAGCUGCUAGGUAGGCAGAAGUUGAGACAAGUACGGGAGCUCACCCCGCUAUGCAGCGCUAGGGCUCAAACCACUGGAGCAGAGACCAUCUCCAGUGUCAUUAAGCCACUGAGCCAACAUGCUUCUCUGUUUCCUUGUUGAAUAAACUCUAUUUCCGCUUCAAGCAAUUGUCCUGUG
Molecule: messenger RNA, 2300 nt
Organism: Ahaetulla prasina
Lineage: Eukaryota; Metazoa; Chordata; Lepidosauria; Squamata; Colubridae
Product: phospholipase A2 inhibitor beta
Exons: 2
Coding region: 94-1092 (332 amino acids)
Cellular component (GO): plasma membrane
Molecular function (GO): protein binding
Source: RefSeq, a predicted model, not a curated record